AUGCGCUGGAGGGAGACCCUGCCCCCAGCGUUUCAGGAAGCGAGCGGUGUGCCCUGCAGUCCUGGAAGGAAGAAGCUGGCUGGGGUCAAGGGACCAGGAUUUCCCCGUGGUCUCCUCUCCUCUCCGCCCCUUGCCCCAACCCCAGGUGACACCCUCAGCUGCUUCCUUGCCUGCCACCCGAUUCGGCCCAGGCCCGACGAGAAGGUCACACGCGGGGGACAGACGGGCCUGCGCCUGGGAGACGAGCGGGCUUCGGAGCUAGCCCGCUUCAGAGCAAACGCGGACCCUGACGUCACCCCGCCGCUCUCCGGGCAAGGCCCGCACCUGCUGACCACGAGCACCAGAUGGCGGUGUUGGUCCGCGAGCCAGCGCCCUGCGGGGCCGGAGGGGCCGGGCGAGCCCGACCUGGAUCCCAAACAUCCCGGAUGGCUGCCGCGGAUUCCACCGCGAAACGGCGGAGACACGCGGCGCAUCCCACCGAGGCCAGGGCGUCGCAUCCCACGGCGCUGCGCGGCCUGCAGCAGACCGGCAGUGUAA
This is a messenger RNA of Rangifer tarandus platyrhynchus (Svalbard reindeer), 537 nucleotides long. NCBI's taxonomy places the organism in Eukaryota, Metazoa, Chordata, Mammalia, Artiodactyla, Cervidae. The record is from the annotation of a GenBank genome assembly.